UCACACCAUUCUUCCUGUUCCUCUAACUCCACACCUUCCGUACGUUUUAGAUGGCUAAUAGAUACACACCAAAGAGCAUCCUCAUAACCGGAGCUGCAGGCUUCAUUGCGUCCCAUGUCUGCAAUCGGCUCAUCCGUAACUACCCGGACUACAAGAUCGUGGUCCUUGACAAGCUUGACUACUGCUCGAGCCUCAAGAACCUGGACCCUUCAAGGUCAUGUCCCAACUUUAAGUUCAUCAAGGGAGAUAUUGCAAGUGCUGAUCUGGUUCACUUCAUCUUGCAAACCGAGUCCAUCGAUACAAUCAUGCACUUCGCAGCCCAGACUCAUGUUGACAACUCGUUUGGCAACAGUUUUGAGUUCACUAAGAACAACAUCUAUGGAACACAUGUUCUCUUGGAAGCCUGCAAAGUCACUGGCCAAAUCAAAAGGUUCAUCCAUGUAAGCACCGAUGAGGUUUACGGCGAGACGGAUGAGGACGCUGUGGUGGGAAACCAUGAGGCUUCUCAACUGCUACCUACGAACCCGUAUUCGGCUACUAAAGCCGGAGCAGAGAUGUUGGUGAUGGCAUAUGGGAGGUCAUAUGGGCUGCCUGUGAUAACUACUAGAGGGAACAAUGUUUAUGGGAGCAAUCAAUUCCCAGAAAAACUAAUUCCCAAGUUUAUCCUACUAGCGAUGAAAGGGAAGAUUCUUCCGAUUCACGGGGACGGAUCGAAUGUGAGGAGUUAUCUGUAUUGUGAGGAUGUAGCAGAGGCGUUUGAAGUCAUUCUACAUAGAGGUGAAGUUGGCCAUGUUUACAACAUUGGGACAAAGAAAGAAAGGAGAGUGAUUGAUGUGGCUACAGAUAUUUGCAGGCUUUUCAAUUUGGACCCUGAGAACCACAUUAAGUUUGUGGAGAAUCGGCCUUUCAAUGACCAAAGAUAUUUUUUGGAUGAUCAGAAGCUUAAAAGCUUGGGAUGGUAUGAAAGGACCACCUGGGAGGAGGGUCUCAGGAAGACUAUGGAAUGGUAUGUUAGCAACCCUGACUGGUGGGGUGAUGUCUCUGGCGCAUUGCUACCCCAUCCAAGGAUGCUUAUGGUGCCCGGAAUCGAAAGGCAGUUCGAUGCCCCUGAUACCACCAACUUGGAUUCGACACCCGUGACGAACAAAUUCAGUCAAAGGAAGAUGCUGGUCCCAUCUACAAAACACAAUUUACCAUCUCAAAAGCCAUCUCUCAAGUUUUUGAUUUAUGGCAGAACAGGUUGGAUAGGUGGACUUCUGGGGAAGCUAUGUGAGAAACAAGGCAUACUUUACGAGUACGGAAACGGUCGUUUGGAGCAACGUUCUCAGCUUUUAGCUGAUAUCCAAACUGUUAAGCCAACCCAUGUUUUCAAUGCAGCCGGAGUGACCGGUAGACCAAAUGUGGAUUGGUGUGAAACUCAUAAGCCCGAGACGAUAAGAACCAACGUUGUCGGUACAUUAACCUUGGCAGAUGUUUGCAGGGAACACGGACUCCUAAUGAUCAAUUACGCUACUGGUUGUAUCUUCGAAUACGAUGCUACUCAUCCUCUAGGAACCAGAGUCGGUUUCAAGGAGGAAGAUAAGCCCAAUUUCACUGGUUCUUUCUAUUCCAAAACCAAAGCCAUGGUAGAAGAGCUUCUGAGGGAAUUCGUCAACGUAUGCACCCUUAGAGUCCGGAUGCCUAUAUCAUCAGAUCUCAGCAACCCAAGGAACUUCAUCACAAAGAUUACAAGAUACAACAAGGUGGUUGACAUUCCCAAUAGCAUGACCAUAUUAGACGAGCUUCUACCUGUUUCGAUCGAGAUGGCGAAAAGGAACUUGAAGGGGAUAUGGAACUUCACAAACCCUGGUGUUGUGAGUCACAAUGAGAUUCUGCAAAUGUACAAGGACUACAUUGACCCAAACUUCAACUGGGUUAACUUCACCUUGGAAGAACAAGCCAAGGUCAUAGUUGCACCAAGGAGCAACAAUGAACUGGAUGCAUCUAAGCUCAAGGAGGAAUUCCCGGAGUUACUUUCUAUCAAAGAUUCACUCAUCAAAUAUGUCUUUGAACCUAAUAUGAAAACUUCUGCUUUAAAGUAAGCACCAUAAGUCUUUGAAGCCACCUCUGCUGCAUUAUCAUGGGUAACAUGAUCCUCAAUUACUUCAUUUUUUUUUACUUUCAUUCAUCAUGCAAGUGCUUUUGUUUGUUAUCAUAAUAAUUUGGCCAUUGUGGCCCAUUCAAUAAAGUUCAUUUUCACUUUUA
This is a messenger RNA of Hibiscus syriacus, 2244 nucleotides long. Its product is annotated as trifunctional UDP-glucose 4,6-dehydratase/UDP-4-keto-6-deoxy-D-glucose 3,5-epimerase/UDP-4-keto-L-rhamnose-reductase RHM1-like. Gene Ontology annotation, biological process: auxin export across the plasma membrane; flavonol biosynthetic process; UDP-rhamnose biosynthetic process. The record is from RefSeq and is a predicted model, not a curated record. Bases 51 to 2081 code for a protein of 676 amino acids. NCBI's taxonomy places the organism in Eukaryota, Viridiplantae, Streptophyta, Magnoliopsida, Malvales, Malvaceae. Gene Ontology annotation, molecular function: dTDP-glucose 4,6-dehydratase activity; UDP-glucose 4,6-dehydratase activity; UDP-L-rhamnose synthase activity. The transcript is spliced from 2 exons.